Morchella importuna is the source of this 1938-nucleotide messenger RNA. RefSeq lists its product as uncharacterized. NCBI's taxonomy places the organism in Eukaryota, Fungi, Ascomycota, Pezizomycetes, Pezizales, Morchellaceae. The coding region runs from base 1 to 1938 and encodes 645 amino acids. Gene Ontology annotation, molecular function: pyridoxal phosphate binding; 5-aminolevulinate synthase activity. Gene Ontology annotation, cellular component: mitochondrion. Gene Ontology annotation, biological process: heme biosynthetic process. The record is from RefSeq and is a predicted model, not a curated record. The transcript is spliced from 2 exons.
AUGGAGCCGCUUCUAAGUCAAUCUCGUCGUCUUUGUCCGUUCCUCAAGAAAACCUCUCCCUCGACCCUCCGCGCCCUCUCCACCGGUGUUUCUCCAAGUGUUGGCGGCGGGACCAUGAGCAACCUCCAAGUCGUUGCCCGUCGUUGCCCGGUCAUGUCCAAGGCCCUUGCCGUUCAGAGUGUCCGUAACUCUGCAUUUUCCACCUUUGGUGCCCGCGCUGGAAUUGCUGGGCAGAAGAGGGGAUACGUUGUGCCGAGCAAGCCCGCCGGGUUUCAGGCCACCGAGAGGAAGGAUGCCGAGGCCGCGAGCAUUGAGACCCUGCACCUCCAGGCAGGUGUUCUUGACACCUCUAAGGGAAUCUGUCCUCAUGGCGCUGCAGCGCUCAAGGCUGCCCAGAUCGCUGAGAGCAUGGCCGCCGCUCCCCGCGCCCGCCCUACUCGCCCCAUCAACGUUGCCCCCGUCAAGAUGAACCCGGCAACUACUACCGGAACCGCCUUUGACUACGAGGGGUUCUACAACAACGAAAUUCAGAAGAAGCUCAAGGACAAGUCCUACCGCUACUUCAACAACAUCAAUCGUCUUGCCAAGGACUUCCCCCAGGCGCAUCUCGACACCCCCGACAAGCUCGUCACUGCAUGGUGCAGCAACGAUUAUCUUGGUAUGGGUCGCAACCCCAAUGUUUUGAAGGCUAUGCAUGAGACGCUGGACACCUAUGGUGCUGGUGCUGGUGGUACUAGGAACAUCUCCGGCCACAACAAGCAUGCAAUUGGGCUUGAGCGCACCAUUGCGAAACUUCACGCUAAACCGGCUGCACUUGUUUUUUCAUCAUGCUACGUGGCUAAUGAUGCGACCUUGGCAACUAUGGGCUCAAAACUUCCCAACUGUGUGAUCCUGUCCGACUCUCUCAAUCAUGCUUCAAUGAUCCAGGGUAUCCGCCACUCUGGGGCAAAGAAGCUUGUCUUUAAACACAACGACCUCAAGGAUCUCGAGGAAAAGCUUCAAUCAAUUCCAGCCAACUACCCUAAGAUUAUUGCAUUCGAAUCAGUAUAUAGUAUGUGUGGUUCUGUUGGGCCUAUUAAGGAGAUUUGCGAUCUUGCCGAGAAGUAUGGCGCAAUCACCUUUUUGGAUGAAGUGCACGCUGUUGGCAUGUACGGACCACACGGCGCUGGUGUUGCAGAGCAUCUUGAUUUUGAAGCGCACGCCGCUGGCAGGCCAGAGGGAACAGUCAUGGACCGAAUUGAUAUUAUCACUGGUACACUCGGAAAGGCAUACGGAUGCGUUGGAGGUUACAUUGCCGGAAGCUCACUAUUCGUCGAUAUGAUCCGUUCCCUCGCACCUGGAUUUAUUUUCACUACUUCAUUGCCCCCGGCUACAAUGGCGGGUGCAGAUGCGGCAAUUGACUACCAAAUGCACUACCAUGGCGACCGCCGACUUCAACAACUGCACACUAGGGCUGUAAAAGAGUCACUGCAGGAUCGUGACAUUCCAGUCAUUCCCAACCCAUCUCAUAUUGUACCCAUCCUUGUCGGAAGUGCCGAGCUUGCUAGGCAGGCUUCUGACAGCCUUCUCGAAGACCACGGUAUCUACGUCCAGGCGAUCAACUACCCUACCGUCCCUGUAGGCCAGGAGCGCCUCCGCAUCACCCCCACUCCCGGCCACACGGAGAAAUACCGCACCCACCUUAUCGAAGCCCUAGAAACCGUGUGGAACGACCUCGGCAUCAAGCGCACCUCCGACUGGCGCGCCGAGGGCGGCCUCUGCGGUGUCGGCGUCGAUGACGUCAAGGUUGAGAACAUCUGGACCGACGAGCAGCUCGGCUUUCAAGGCAAGAAGUUUGUCGAGAAGGCCAUCAGCUUGAAGACCGGAAGAGCAACCGGCCCAGUCAUGGACGCUAUUUUGGAGAAGGAGAUGGGCAGGCCGAUGGGCAUCGAGGCCUAA